Cuscuta epithymum is the source of this 2516-nucleotide messenger RNA. Lineage: Eukaryota; Viridiplantae; Streptophyta; Magnoliopsida; Solanales; Convolvulaceae. The record is from the annotation of a GenBank genome assembly.
UUGACAUCCUAAGGACCCCAUCCUCACUCAUUUGGCAAGAAAGCCAAAAAAGAAAAUCUCACCCCUCUCUCCCUCACCCCCCAUCUCGGCCAGCACCCAAGAAAGAAGCAAGAGUAAUUUUCCAUCCUCCAUUCUCCAUCUUUGAAGAGAGCUCAAGCUUAAGGAGUCCAAAAGGAGGUCUUUGAGAAGGAAAAAGUGAGGAGAAAGUGAGAAGGGUUAAGGGACUUGACUUAAGCAUUUUUGAACCUCGCCGGAGUUUCGCCGGAGUUGGUCAAAGUUCACCGGAGUUGGUCAAAGUUCCACCGGGAAGCGGAGAACGCGCUUAAGCUCACUCGAGUUUCAGGUAGGGAGUAGAGCUUGCUACUACCACUCGUUGCUUCGGGGAAUUCAAGGAGGAAGGCGGGUUUCAGGUAGGGAGUAGAGCUUGCUACUACCGCUCGUUGCUUCGGGGAAUUCAAGGAGGAAGGCGGGAAAUGGAACGUACCGGUAGAAUUACUCGACGGAACCCGACUGGCCAGGCACUGGGAGGAUCCCAACGUGGCAGUCGGGGGGGAUCAAGAGAGUCUAGGGGACAGGGCCGUGCAGGCCAUUCGUUGACCGUGAGUGACGGUCACGUGGAAACAAUAGAUGAACACUAUGAGUCCGAGGAGGAUUCAACUUACCAACCGGGAACUGAGCCGGUUGAGACCCCAUAUGAUGGGGAACACGACGAUGCUAGUGAUGAGAGUGAUGAUAAUAUCGCUCUUGAACGGAUUGAGGAAUUGCUCCGGCAAUAUCAACAAGAUCGCCAAAGGCGCCGGGCAAGGCGUGCUUUGGAAGGGGCUUCGAGGAGAGGAAGCCGCGCGACUCCUAGGGAGAGCAUUGAACUCCGAGGAGGUCGAGGUGCUGAGGUUCCUAUCAUAAGAAUCUCAAAGUACCUAAAGGAGGCGAGAGACUUGGGAUGUAAACCGUUUGAUGGAACGGGAGACAUCUCCGUGGCGGCCGAGUGGAUCAAGAGAUUCAAUGAAGCGGCCCUUGACAUGCAACUGCCACCCCACAUGAAGAUGAGAGUGGCAACAAGAUUGCUUGAAGGCAUGGCGUCCACGUGGUGGGACGGAGUCAAAGGGAAGUACGGCGAGGCCGUCACUUGGGAGAACUUUAGGCAAGAAUUCUUUAGCCAAUACUACUCCGACUUCGAGGUGAACUUGAAGAGGAGGGAGUACACGAAUUUGACCCAAGGAGGGGAAUGCACGGUGAAGGAACUUGAGCACAAGUUCAGGAAACUUGCUGAGUUCAUACCGGAGUACAUUUGUGACGAAAACCGGAUGGUGAACCAUUUCUGGGAUGCCUUAGACCUUGACAUACGCGAGAGGGCAACACAAUUGCCUAAUAUGACGUUUAGUCAAGUGGUUGAACAAGGCUUGAAGGGAGAAAAAGAGUGGGAGGAAAGAAAGCGAAGGAACGCCGAAGAGGCGAAGAAGAGGAAAUGGGAGAACCAUGGCCCCCAAGGUUCUAACAAAAAGGGGAACCACGGGGGAGGGGGAUCGUUCAGAGCGCCGGCACCGCCAUCCAAGGGAAACUCGGCCUUCGGCGGGCACAACUCGGGCUCACAAGCCUCAACGGCGCCCAGGUGCAGAAAUUGCAACCGGAGCCACGCCGGUAAGUGUCGUGAUCCACCACGGUGUUACCAAUGUGGGGACACGGGGCAUACUAAGCCAAAUUGCCCUCAACUUGGUAGGAACCGAGGAGCGGGAUCAAGCGGCGCUACUACGGCAAGUAGGAGCCGAACCGGAGCACCUCAUGCUAGUACGGGCCAAGGGGGAGCAAGCACGAGCAAUGCGCCGUCCGUUAACCAAGGAAGGACCCAAGCAAGGGUCUACGCAAUGACGGAGGCGGAUGCCCGAGCUAACCCAGAUUCGGUUGCAGUUUCAGGUAGGGAGUAGAGCUUGCUACUACCGCUCGUUGCUUCGGGGAAUUCAAGGAGGAAGGCGGGGUUCGUACUUCUCCUGUUUCUGUUUUGAAAACAAUUUAAAUAAUGCUCAUGGAUAUUAUUUCGAAUAUUUAUUUGGGGGCUUGUAUGCCCGUGGUUGCCACGUGUGGCUUGAAUAUUUGUAAUUAUGUUUCCGCUGCUUAAUUAAAUCUUUUACGUUAUGAUUGUUUAUGGAUGUACUAUGUGUGAAUGGUAUUCAAGACGCCUAGUAUAGUAUGGAUGAGUUGGACUGCGGUUGACUAUUCGUACUGUACGGCGGGUUGUUGACGUGUCCGGUAGGUCCGGGGCGUGACAGGCGAGGUCAUGGGUGAUGGAGAUGGGGCAACUACAUGUUUUAGUACACUUGCAGUGACGAAUGCUGAUGGAGGAACUGAGAGAGCUGCAAGAGCUCAGAGCGGCGGAGUAGCAAAAAUGGUAACCGAUUCAACUUUACUUUCGUGGAGAUAGAUCGAGCAUCUGUAUGUUUUAGAACACCUACCCUGCAGCGAGAAUAUGUUGAUGGAGGAGUGGCGAGAUCUGGUAGAGGAGCCGGAAUGUAACACCGUCC